Messenger RNA from Podarcis lilfordi (Lilford's wall lizard), 7685 nucleotides. NCBI's taxonomy places the organism in Eukaryota, Metazoa, Chordata, Lepidosauria, Squamata, Lacertidae. The record is from the annotation of a GenBank genome assembly.
AUGGCCAAGUUGAUUCUCCUUACCGGUAAGUCUAUAAUGACCACUUUAUGUCUAUACAUUGUGUUAUUGAGUUUUAUUCUUAAACACUGUAAUGAAUGGGCCAGUCUGAAAUGUGACUGAGGCUGCAAUCCUAUCAAGAGUUAGUUGGGAGAAAGCUGCAUUAAUGAGACCUACUUCUGAGUAGGGAUGGAGGGGAAAUUCAAUUUUGUUUGCAGUUUAUUGACUACCUAGUCUGCAUUUCUCAAACCAAUAUACAAACUGAAACAUGGCUAUGCUUCGAAAUGCACUCUUCUCCAAAUUUUGUGAUGCAGUUUGCCAACCAAACAAAAAUGCAUAUAUUAAGGGGAAAUGUGCAUAAGACCACAUAUAUUAGUGAAACUAACAUCCAAAACUGCAUAUUAGGGGAAAUUGCUUGUUUUUCCUUGGGAGGGAAAAAUCUCAGAGCCAUUAUUAAAUGCAAAACAUUCUUGGGUUCAUCAUUUAUUUGAAUGCUUUUUAUUUUUAAGUCCAUAUGACUGGGCUCUCUUACACACACAUAUCUACCUCAAUGGCUUAUUUCUUUACUCUUUAUUUCCUUUGUAGGUCUGGCGCUUUUGCUGAAUGCUCAGCUGGGUAAGUAAUAAACAGGUAGAGGGAAAGCAAUUGAGCUGUGUUGAGCAUCUCCUAUGCCACUAGUGGCACUUUCAGGAGCUUAUUUUGGGAAAUAAACAAAAAUACACCAAAUAAAUAAAAUGUUUAAAAAAUGGAUCUGCCUGUUCCUAAGGAAUAGCAUUAAGAUAACGAGAUAAUUUCUGAGUUCAAUUCAUGCCCUCUCCCUUUACAUGGUAAUGUGCAUUCCUUCAUUUAUUUCAAAACACCCUGUUGGGGGGUUUUGGGUGAGGAGUUCUUACUUAUUCUUGUGAAUGAGGCCCAAGACUCUGUCCCAAAUCCUGGUCUGUAAUUAUUAUUAUUAUCAUUAUACCCCGCCCAUCUAGCUGGAUUUCCCCAGCCACUCUGGGUUCAUUGUGGAACAUAUCCUACUACUAUCACAACUUUUCUCUUAACCAUAGGCUCUGCCUACCAGCUGACAUGCUACUUUACCAACUGGGCCCAGUACAGACCAGGCCUGGGAAAAUUCAAACCUGACAACAUUGACCCAUGCCUGUGUACCCAGCUGAUCUAUGCAUUUGCUGGCAUGAAGAACAACGAGAUCGCUACCAUUGAGUGGAAUGAUGUGACCCUUUACCAAUCUUUCAACGGGCUGAAAAACCAGUAAGUUGCCUGAUGACAAGUUGGUUCUAGUUUAUUUUCUUAAAUUGCCUGCAGAGCAUUUUCUGCAGAGUGCCUCUCUGAAAGCAUCUGCAUGAUUGGUAGCAAAUGCCUGAUAUUAUACAGUAUAAGGCAGGAAACCACAGGGCUUCUCUUGUGAAGUUGUUGCAGUAAGAUAUGACAAAUCUAGAAUGUAUCAAGCAGCACAAGACCUGUUUCAGGUACAAACACAUUUAUAUACAAAUUCCAGUGAAAGUUGUUGUAUAUCUUUUUUUCCUUUUCUUUUUUGAAAUGCAACUUUGUUAUCUGAAAGACCCACAUAGAGCAGUCCUGCGUGGAGUACAUUGCAGUAUUCUAAACGUGAGGUUAGCACAACGUGUACUAUUGUAGUCAGGUAGCUAUCCUGGUCUAGGAAAUGCUGUAUCUGGCAGACCAACCAUAGCUGGGAAUACGUCCUCCUACCCACUGAGGCCACUUGAGCCUCUAAUCAAAAUGAUGGCUCUAGAAGCACCCCCCAGCUAUGCACCUGUUCCUUCGGGAAGUGGAACUUCAUUCAGAACAGGCCAUCUACACAAUUCCCAGACCCAGAAACCACCCACCAUCAGUACCUCUAUCUUAUCAGGAUUCAUUCUUCGUUAUGUUUAUGUUAACAUGCCAAUAACACUGUCCUCCAAAUCCCAUACAGAUGUCAAAAAGCAUGGGAGACAGAGUAGAACUCUAUGAACUAGACAACAUAUUAACAGAACUGAUCUAGGAGUCAAUGAUAUCAAAUGCCACAUAGAAUCAAUAGGGUUGCAAUUCUCCUUGUCUAUCACCUAAUAUAAUCAGACAGGGUGGCCAAGGCUAUUUCAGUGGAAACUAGACUGAAAUGGGUCUAAAUAAUCAGCUUUCUUGAAAGCAGAAUGAUUUCUCACUGCUCCAGGAAAAAGGAGCAAAACAAACAAACAAACAAAAAUGGUUAUUUGAAUAGCCUUAUAUGAGAUGUGUCACAGUCAAUAUUUUAUAGCACAAUAGUGUCCCUUCUGCCCGAGGAAAAGUAAUCAUCAGGGGAUGCUGAAUUAAAAAAAUACAGAACUGAACUUAAUCUCUCUUACUCCUUUUUUCAAGGAAUGGACAACUCAAGACUCUCCUGGCUAUUGGAGGCUGGAACUUUGGAACAGCUCCGUAAGCACCAUAACAUUUUUCUUGGGACAAUUCAGUGAUGGGGUUUGACUCAAGGACUCAAAGUCUGAAUUAUCAUAACCUUAAUUUGAGAUCUGAAAGGAAUUGGCUCACAAGUCAACUGAUGAUACGGGAGGUUUUUAUCUCCCCUGCAGAUUGGAUUUGGCUCACUUAUUUGAACCAUUUACAAUUAUUUGAUUUUUGGUACCUGACUAUGGAAUCCCUGGUGUAUAAAUUUGGUGCACCAUUUUCACAAUUGUGACAGCUGCUUUGGGAUGGAUGGGUUGCAGUGUCUUGAGAUUUGGGGUUGGAUUGGGUAGUCCAUUGCAACUUUUUAUCAAGUCUUUUCUUGCUGAGUGGAGUGAGUGCUGGUUAUAGUUAUUUCCCCUAAUUCUCCACUUCUCUGGUUCUUACUUAGAUUCAAUGCAAUGGUUGCCACUUCCGCAACUCGUCAGACUUUCAUCAACUCAGUCAUCAAAUUCCUGCGCCAGUAUGAAUUUGAUGGGCUGGACUUUGACUGGGAGUACCCUGGCUCUCGAGGCAGCACUGCUCAGGAUAAGGCCCUCUUUACUGUUCUGGUUAAGGUAAGCUAGAGAUGGUGCUAUGGGUAGGGCAGCUAAUGGGAGGCAGAGCCAGGUCACUCUAGACGGAGUCAACGUACUCUGGUUUUCUCUCUAUCCCCCUCCCUUGCAAAAGGUACUGUGGACAAUUAAGCAAUUCCUGUACACAAGCAUGAGAUAUUUAAGUCACCUAGGAAGAAAGCUGGACACCUGGAAAUUGUACAUAUCUAAGGGUAAAACUGCCCAUCAAAUACAUAGAUGUACCUGCAAUUUUUCAGUUUUAUAUAUACCAAGGAAGAUGGACAGAAAAGACUCCCUGAAUAAAUUGAAUGUUAUGAAUAUGACUGCAUGGGACACAGGACUGCUGCACUCUAGUUUCCUAUUUUAUGUUGCAGGAAAAAUAAGAGUACUGACCCACCAUGUCCUAGUGACUACCUACCUGCAGCCCCUCAGAUGUUUCAGCUGCCACUUUGCUAUUGACUCUCUCAAUGUCUGUGCUUAUCAUAUGAAACAGGGGUUUCCUCCUUAGAGUGGGAGGGUAAUAUACAGCAUGAUGCAGAAGUAAUUGCUAUAGCUCUUCUUCUCUUUCAUAGGAAAUGCGGGAAGCCUUUGAGCAGGAAGCCCAACAAUCCAACAAGCCCAGGCUCAUGGUCACUGCUGCUGUGGCUGGUGGACUUUCCAACAUUGAGUCAGGCUAUGAAAUUCCUCAGCUGGGCCAGUAAGUAUACUGUACUGCAGAUGUACUUGAGCUACUGCUUAGAGGUGCCUGGCAGGUGCAUACUGAGUGAGCAAUGGAUAAAGAGAUAUCACCCUUUUCUACCUCAAUAAAGCAAAAGGGUAGCUGGGUAGGUCUGCUCUCUCUUCCUAAACUCCAUCUUAACACAGAUCUUUGCUUUGCUCUCCGCUUGAUGAAGAGUUCUAGAGAACUCAAAAGCUUGCUCACUAUUUUGUGACAUUUUGGCUGACCCAAUAAAGGUAUUGCCCUACUUAUGGAUUUUGGGCUUUUUCUGCACAGAAUUUAGAAGACCAGCUAUAGAUUAUCCUUAUCAAUAUCACAAUUCUAAUUGUCAACCUGGUAAGAUAGCAAAUUGGCCACAAAUGAACCCAUCUCUGAAUACCUAUGUACCUACCUUCCGAACAGGUACCUGGACUAUUUCCAUGUGAUGACCUAUGACUUCCAUGGCUCCUGGGAGGGAUACACUGGAGAGAACAGCCCUCUGUACAGAGGUCCUGCAGACACUGGCGGUAACAUCUAUUUCAAUGUUGUAAGUAUAUUUCAGAAGCUUUGUCACUAAUAGCUAAAUCAGCUUUCCUCAACAAAGGAAAUAAAGCUGACCCAAAAUGUUCUGAUUAGAGGGCAAGGGAACCAGAAACAAAGAGAUUGGCUUUAAAUAAGGAACUUCGCUCAAGGAAACUUCCAACUAUGUCUUUGGAGACAUUUUAGCACUGUGUUUUCCUUAUAGGAAUAUGCCAUGAACUAUUGGAAGAACAACGGUGCCCCAGCUGAGAAGCUCAUUGUUGGAUUCCCAACUUAUGGACAUACCUUCAUCCUUAGCAACCCAUCCAACACAGCUGUUGGUGCUCCAACAUCUGGGGCUGGACCUGCUGGACCAUAUACAAGACAAGCUGGCUUCUGGGCUUACUAUGAGGUAUGUGCCACAAAGUUAUGUCCGUGAGAAAUUAGGGGCAGAUUUUGUUAUCUCAACAAGAUAGGGGAUGAGAUGAGGAUUAAGCAAGCGUCUGUUUUGGAGAUCAUUGUACUCAGUCUGAAGGAAAAGGUAUGUAGCAUGGGGUGCUCCUAGAUCUAUCACAAUUGCCUCCAUGGCAAGAAAUGUCUUAGGCCAGCUUCAUCUAGUAUGUCAGCUACAGCUAUUCUUGGUCACAGUAACCCAUGGGCUGAAAAACUCAAGACUGGAUUUUUACUGUAAUGUGUUGUAAGUGGGGCUGCCUUUGAUGUUGGUUUGGAAGCUGCAAUUAGGGGCUGCCUAUUGCAAAAGAACUCCACUAUGCUAUAUAAGCAAGUUAAAGGUGCCUACCUUGACAUACAUGGCCCUAUACAUCUCAGGACCUAGAUACCUGGUGGAGCAUCUUCUCCCAGAGACCCACCAAUGAACUAUGAUCUAUGGGGGAGGGCAAGAAAGAUAUAAAAUAAAGUAAAACAUCAUGCAGUGAAUGCCUGUCCUGAGCUUCCCUUUUUCUAGGGGAUAAAAAGCUUAUGGUUCAGCAGAGGCUAGGGUGGGAGGAACACUUAGAAAAGUCUCAACUUAUUAUGGGUCAAUUGUUGGACCGUUUCUUAGCAUGAAAUAGUACUGCAAAUAAUUUUAUUAUUAUUUUAUAGUCAUUUCAUGAAAUUAGCUAUUGCUAUUGUUAUAUGAUUUCAUGCAAGAAUAAACUAGUUAACUGCUAUGAUAGCACAAGGUUACUGUUCUGGAAUUAUGCAUUCCAAAAGUGUUAAUAGCCAACUUCUCAAGCAACUAUAUUUUUAAAAAUAGCAGAACACAGACAAAAAAUAUUUCAUAACUCAAAUCUACAAAAACAGCAGUACAAGAUAAACUCAAAUUAAAUAUAAGAUUGCUGUAGGUUACUGGCAGUAACUGUGUUUAUUUUUUAAUUUAUACAAUGCUUAUUGCAGCAUUAGGUGCAAGAAGAACUGGGUCAAACAAACAUUUCCAAAUAACCCAUAGUUUUUCUGUUUGAAGGCAACAUAUGAAAUCUGAGUUCGUGCUAAAAUUGUUUUAAAUUUCUUUCCUGGGAGAUAAAACCUGACUAGCUUUGUUCUUGACACUCUCCUUAAUGUGCAUUACAGAUUCAAGCAAUGGAGACAUAAGAUCAGAGGAAUCUUCUGACAAAGAUAAACAGCUUUAAAAUCAUGUUUAAAAACUAAUAAGUCAGUUAUAGCACAAAGCAUCUCCUCCCCAAGCCCUGUGGCAAGCUAUUUUUCAAGCAUGUAAGCUGGUAAUAUUGUGUGUCUGCUCCCUUCCAGAUCUGCACCUUCCUGAAGAAUGGAGCCACUCAAGCUUGGGAUGGUCCUCAAGAUGUCCCUUAUGCUUACAAAGGCAAUGAAUGGGUGGGCUAUGACAACAUCAAGAGCUUCCAGAUCAAGGUAUGGUAUCCAUCUCACAAAAGCAUACAUUCAUUCUGGUGCAUUAGAAUGUCCUGGUAGGUUCAGGACUGGUUUUUUUGUUUCUUUCUUCAAAGGCUGAAUGGCUGAUGAAGAACAACUUUGGAGGUGCCAUGGUUUGGGCCAUUGACUUGGAUGACUUCACUGGAACUUUCUGCAACCAAGGCAAAUACCCCUUGAUCACUGCCCUGAAGAAUGCCCUUGGUCUUCAAAGCACCAGUAAGUACCAGCAACAAGACGCUUUCUCAAAUUAACAUUUGGAUAAAUGGCAAUACAGUCAUGUCUCAGUAAUGCUAAUAAUAAAAAAACCACCACUUUUCUUAAAACACAUACAAAUGGUUCGAGCAUGGAGCAUCAUGCACAUCAUAGGAUACAUUCUGGAUUAAGAUUAGAAAAAUGAGAAACUAAGAGAACAGAAACUGGCAGAUCCCCUAAUUCAGCAGAGCAUGGGAACUAAGGGGUUCAGCCAAAGGCUUCACAAAAAAGGUGAGCUUUGAAGGAGGUUUUGGAGGGAGAUGGGAGAGGUGGCAUCAUGCAGUUUUCAAGCAAACAAGGCAGCAAGAGAGAAAAGACUAGAGCAAUGACAAACAACAAUACCUUCUGCUUUUGUGAAACUGAUCUUGGAAACUAUAGCCUAGCACAGAAGUCAAGUUUAGUAGUCAUCGUACCCAUUGUUUUUAGACCUUUUAGUAAAGGCAUUUUUGUUCCACCAAGCUUUUACCAUUUCAAGAGGUUCUGACUAUAAUUAAAUUAAAUAACGACUAAUUAGGGACAAAGGAAGAAUACUUACAAUACUGAUCCUGUCUUCUUCUUCUUUGGCUAUCACUCGUAGCCGAGUAAGAUUGUCUUCCAUAAAUACGGUUUUAACAAUGAGUCCAAAAGUGACUGUGGAGGCCAAUUCCACGUCCUUCCACAGUGGGGACAUUGGUUUCCAGGUGGGAGUUGAUCGCGAUGUGGAUUUUCCAAGUGUGCCUUCCUCUUAGCACGUUUCUCCCUUGCAUCUUGAGUUUGAGUGUCUUCAAAGCCCAUGACACCUUUGGUAAAGGCUGUUCUCCAACUGGAGCGCUCGCAGGCCAGUGUUUCCCAGUUGUCUGUGUUUAUACUACUUUUUUUAGAUUUGCCUUGAGACAGUCUUUAAACCUCUUUUGUUGACCACCAGCAUUACGCUUUCCAUUUUUAAGUUCGGAAUAGAGUAGUUGCUUUGGAAGACAAUAAUCAGGCAUCCGCAUAACAUGACCAGUCCAACGAAGUUGAUGUUGAAGAAUCAUUGCUUCUGAUCCUGUACUGAUCCUGUACAUCUAAGUGUGUGAUGCUUUUUUUCUAUUUCAGGCUGUACCGCUCCUGCCCAACCCAAUCCUCCAAUCACAGCUGCUCCUAGCGGUGGAGGAAGUGGCAGUGGAAGCUCUGGCAGUGGAAGUUCUGGCAGUGGCAGCAGUGGUGGUAGCGGUUUCUGUGCUGGCAAAGCCAAUGGUCUGUACCCCGUGGCCAACAACAGAAAUGCUUUCUGGCACUGUCUGAAUGGAGUCACAUAUGAGCAGAAUUGCCAGGCUGGCUUGGUCUUUGAUACAAGCUGUGAAUGCUGCAACUGGGCAUAA